Molecule: messenger RNA, 1234 nt
Organism: Caenorhabditis sp. 36 PRJEB53466
Lineage: Eukaryota; Metazoa; Nematoda; Chromadorea; Rhabditida; Rhabditidae
Source: the annotation of a GenBank genome assembly
AUGGCCUCAGACACCAAGUGCAAGUACGCCGUCGUCCGAUUGCCAGAGAGCAGCGUCGUCGACUUCUUCUCGCUCAUUGUUAGUUUCCUUCCUCUUGUCUCCAUCCCUUCCUCCACUCUUAAAGGUCCCCAAAGGCUACACAGAUGUCUCUUUCGUCUCCUCCCUGUCUCAGUGCAACCUGCGCGACGAUCCGAACGACGAUCAGCCGACCACUUCCAGUUCUGUCAAAGAGGUUGCCCUUUUCCAUUCGAAUAUCUCUGUUUUGAUCCUCAGCCUUCCAGACUCAGAGCAACGACGACGACUCCAAUUCGGAGAACAACAAGUCGUCUCCGUCGCGACGUCAGUCCUCCGGAUCCCAGUCGGUCCGUGCCACAGUCGCUCCGGUCGUCAAGACGGAGACGUUCGACUCGUGGACUCCGACGGCGCCCUCUUCGAAUCCAACUCCGGAUCUUUUAUCAGCAGCCGUGCCUACAGAGUUGUUGACCAAUUUGUUCGCUAAAGUGGGUGGAGACUCUGUUUUUUAUGGGUGUGAAGUGAUAGGGAGAGCAUGAACUUGAAUUGUUCUAAUCGAUAAUAGAGGCAAGGAAAAGGGGACUUGGCCUGGAGACUGGUCCGAUUGUUAUUGUUGUGAAUCCGUGUGCGUGGACUCGAAAGUCCUCUUUCUUCUUUUCAGAGCACUGGCAACGAAAGUAAGCCAAUGUUAGGAUUCCAGGCGUCGGGGGUUGAUUUCGACCUGACGAACAGUGAAUGGCACGAGAAUCUGAAACUGCCGAACGGCCACAACGCCUCCGAGAAGUUCCAUCCGUACGCGGGCAACAACAAGAAUGUGAGCGAAAGGAAGCGAAUUGGACUGUUUGAAUGAUCAUGUUUUUGAAGGAUUCGCCACUGCAAACGAGAAUGAAAGGAUGGCAAAGGGAGUACAUAAAAGAGGUCAUCAAAGACAGUCACUACCCGACGGAAGAGGAGCUCAGAGACAUCGAGCUGAAAUGCGAUCUGAGCAGAAAACAAGUGAGUGCCGUCCCGCCCGCAUUUCCAUUUUCCCAUUCCUACCCUUCAGAUUCUCCGUUUCAUUGCUAAAAGACUCACGAAUCCGAACCGGAAGCCACGUGUCAAUCACAUUGACGAAAAGAGAAAAGAGCAAGAAGAGCGGGACUCAUUUGGGGAGAAGGAAGAGCUGCACGAGGUGAACGGACUGCAUCAUCUUCUGAAUUCGCUUCAGGAAACCACUGCCUAG